Paramisgurnus dabryanus is the source of this 4131-nucleotide messenger RNA. RefSeq names its product solute carrier family 9 member 7 (gene slc9a7). Gene Ontology annotation, molecular function: potassium:proton antiporter activity; sodium:proton antiporter activity. Gene Ontology annotation, cellular component: plasma membrane; recycling endosome. Gene Ontology annotation, biological process: proton transmembrane transport; potassium ion transmembrane transport; regulation of intracellular pH. The record is from RefSeq and is a predicted model, not a curated record. Lineage: Eukaryota; Metazoa; Chordata; Actinopteri; Cypriniformes; Cobitidae.
UCUGACUACCUGACGCAGCUGAAGCAGCGAGGAGGAAACCCGCGCCACCACCAGCAUCCUCUGCUGCACCAUGGAGGCGGCCACAGCAACAAAGCCAUGGACAGCAUAUAUAUUAGGACAUAGCUCCCUAAUUCCCAUUUUGACGUUGAUUUUGAGCCAAGUCUGUCGGAUAAGAGCAGAUGACAGCGGCAUGGAGGAACUUGCCACGGAGAAAGAGGCAGAGGAAAGUCACAGGCAGGACAGCGUGAAUUUACUCACAUUUAUUUUGCUUUUGACACUCACAAUCCUCACGAUAUGGCUCUUCAAACACAGAAGAGUGCGCUUCCUUCACGAGACCGGCCUCGCGAUGAUAUACGGUCUUUUGGUGGGUGUUAUUUUGCGGUAUGGCAUCCCCUCCACCAGCUACCAUAAUAAAACUCCACCAAGCUGCUCGCUGAAAGAGGGACCCGUCAGCACGCUGCUUCUCAACGUUAGCGGAAAGUUUUUCGAGUACACGCUGAAAGGCGAGAUCAACUCCAGAGAGAUCCACAAUGUGGAGCAAGAUGACAUGUUACGUAAGGUGACCUUUGACCCAGAGGUGUUCUUCAACAUCCUGCUACCUCCCAUCAUAUUUCACGCUGGAUACAGCCUCAAAAAGAGACAUUUCUUCAGAAACCUGGGGUCCAUUAUAACUUACGCUUUUCUGGGCACUGCCAUUUCCUGUUUUGUCAUUGGAAACCUCAUGUAUGGUGUGGUGAAACUGAUGCAGGUUUUGGGUCAACUCACCGACAAGUUUUACUACACAGACUGCCUCUUCUUUGGUGCCAUCAUAUCUGCCACAGAUCCAGUCACUGUUCUUGCAAUCUUUAAUGAGCUUCAUGUCGACGGUGAUCUUUAUGCACUGCUGUUUGGAGAGAGUGUAAUGAACGACGCAGUCUCCAUCGUCCUGUCAUCGUCCAUUGUGGCGUAUCAGCCUACAGGAGGAAACUCGCACACGUUUGACGCCUCAGCCUUUUUCAAAUCAGUGGGGAUCUUUCUGGGCAUCUUCAGUGGCUCAUUCCUUAUGGGUGCAGCUACAGGAGUGGUCACUGCCCUCGUGACAAAAUUCACCAAGCUGCACUAUUUUCCUCUGCUGGAGACGGCUCUGUUCUUCCUCAUGUCCUGGAGCACGUUUCUAUUGGCUGAAGCUUGUGGAUUCACAGGUGUUGUGUCAGUGCUGUUUUGUGGAAUCACACAGGCUCAUUAUACUUACAACAAUCUGUCAGAGGAAUCGACCAAACGCACCAAACAGUUGUUUGAGGUCCUGCACUUCCUGGCUGAGAACUUCAUAUUCUCAUACAUGGGCCUGGCACUCUUCACCUUCCAGAAUCACGUCUUCAGUCCUAUUUUCAUAGUCGGGGCCUUUAUAGCCAUCUUUAUAGGUCGGGCCUUAAACAUCUACCCCCUGUCCUUCCUGAUCAAUCUGGGCCGAAGACACAAAAUCGGUGGACCCUUUCAGCACAUGAUGAUGUUUGCGGGGCUCAGAGGGGCCAUGGCGUUCGCAUUGGCGAUUCGUGACACCGCCACGUACGCUCGGCAGAUGAUGUUCACUACGACUCUGCUUAUUGUGUUCUUCACGGUUUGGGUAUUUGGUGGAGGCACAACACCAAUGCUGUCCUGGCUGCAUAUAAGAGUGGGAGAGUCUUCGACAGCAGAGAAGGAGAGACUGCAUAGACUAUGGCGUUACAUCAGAGUCGGAGUUGACCCAGAUCAGGAUCUUCAGCCAUGUGGAGACAGUUUCCAGGUCCUGCAGGGUGACGGAAGCCAGUCUGAAGGGCAGAGCAAGACGAAGCAGGAGAGUGCUUGGCUCUUUAGACUUUGGUACACUUUUGACCAUAAUUACCUGAAACCUAUCCUGACCCACAGUGGCCCUCCUUUGACCUCAACUCUGCCGGCCUGCUGCGGUCCGCUGGCUCGCUGUCUGACCAGCCCCCAGGCUUAUGAGAGCCACGAGCCUCUUCGAGACAACGAUUCGGACCUUAUCCUGAACGAAGGAGACCUGACGCUCACGUACGGCGACACGGCCAUCACCGCCAACGGAGCCUCGUCUUCAUCGGGCCCAGAGGGAUCGGCCGGCGGCUGGGGCGUCAACGGCAAACGCAGCGACAGCACGUCGGAGGACGCUCUGGAACGAGAACUGGACACGCGCGAACAAGAGCUCUUGAGCCGCGGCACUCGUCUCGUUUUCCCCAUCGAGGACCACGCUUGACUCCGCCCCCUCACCGCUCAUUACCGACCUCAGGCCACGCCUCUCUCUCUCCGUGCUCCAUGCCUUCACUUUCAUAGCACAUCACACCAUUCGACCCCCACUGGACCCUCCAAAUAUCUCAUGAAGGGGGGAUGAAAAUGUGAAGGAAUAAAAUGGAGAGGGAAAAUGCCUGAUUAUCCUCAGACAGAUGGAUUAAGACUUUUGAUUCACUAUCCCUGUGUUAAUGUGAUCUAUAGGAGAGAAAUGUGAAACUCCGGCUAAGAAUGCAUAAUGACGGCUUUGGUUAUGGAAUGAUGUAAGUGCUGUCAUGUUUGAUAAUGGAUGGAUGCUGAAGAGUAGCCAUGUGUUUCCCUUCUGCACUUCCUUACAUCCAUACAGUCACGUACAUCAUGCACUGCUUUCUCAUUCUUGUCAAUCAUUCUUUGUUUACUACAAAUUCAGAUGGACAAAGCUGGAAAAUUACAGAGAAACGCACAAAGCUGGUAUUGCUAAAAGAAACAAAUUUUGAUAUACAAACACCGAACUGACAACCCAGUAUUAUAUCGGAUCUUCUUCGGUCAUUUGCAUUUACAGUAAAUAGCUUAUCAUUUCCAUCAGGCCUCAAGUUUGUAAAUACUCACGGCUGUACAUCACAAGCCCAGCCAACAAAAUAGCAACAUUAUUGACACGUUUGCAUGAUACGUACGCCCAAUUCUCUCCUGCAGUAUCGCACUUUAAUUUAACGUGCAAAGUUUACAUGCAGCUCAAAUAGAAGUAGCUGCGAAAAUAUGAAUCUGACUUGUGCAGAAAGAGUGUUAGCCAUGAUGCACUUCCUAAAACCAGAACAGACCCCAAUCUGCAGUAGAUCCACCUGUGGUGUUCCCUUUGCGCCUCUGCAGAAUAAAUAUAUAUAGAGAGACCAUUUAUGAAGAUGGAUUGUCUCUUUAUGAACCACUAGCACAGUAUGUGACAACCAGCUCUCCAAAAUUUAAGAAGCUGAAGUGACAGCAUGAGAUUGACAGAAUGCAGUGGGCUGUUUCUGAGUCAGUACAGUCAAGAGUUGGCUCGCUGCCAUUCACUGCUAAUGCAUUCCUAAAAGAAUCAUAUUGUCAAUGAAUGCAAGUGUAAAGUCCAUGUGAUGAUUUCUUUUUCCAAGUUAAUAACUAACCUUAAACUUUCCAUUUGCAAUAGCAAAUUCGUCUUUCAUUCCGAUACAUCCAGCUUUUUGUAACAGACUAACAGUUCACUUUCUGCACUUAAUAACUGGGAUGAUAAUAUAGCUGGCUCACUAAUAUGUGUUCGCACCUGACUGCUAUUUGCUUCUCUUUCGGGCCGUCCGUAACGUAACAUCAUCGACUUUACCAGAAUCGAGUUUCGCAUACCAUUUUGUUUCCAAAUGUGUGUUAAAGAGAUUUGCACUAUUUAAAUGGAGUAAGCAGGUGGCGAAACUUGCACUGGCUGUAGCAAACGACUGAACGAUGAAGUCGCGCCGAGGUGUAAAAACUCUUCUUCCAACUUCCAAAUGUCUGACAGCUUUUCUCCUGACCUUACUAUGACGGACUUGUAUUUAUCGUCAGGAUAUGUAAUCCCUCAUGUAGCAUUCCUAUUUUUCUUGCUGUCGUGCAUGUGUCGUGUCUGCCAUAUAACAAACGAACAAAAUCAUAAAAGCUGCCAUUUUUCAUGUCUGUGAUGUAUUGAACUAUCAAGAUGCUCUAUUUUUCGCCAUUAUUGUUUAUAAUAACAAUAAUUCUAUGUAAAGAUGCACUACGCCUGUCAAAAGAAAAAACGCAAGAAAACUGUGGUAUGCCUUUUAGUUCUGCAAUUGUACGUUUAUAGCCAAUGUGUUAGAGUGGUUUACAGUAGCAAUAUUAAAAUAAGGUAUUUGAUUUAUUUUAUAUGUCAUUAAAUAAGAACGAAAAACAAGA